CCUCCCUUCGGGGGAUCGUGCCAGCUUUCGCCUGCAAAUCCUGUCCAAGCAUUGGCUACCAAGAUACACUUUGAAUGUGCAGGCUGGAGAGAUUCGGUGGGAGAAGACCCCCCCUUGGUGUACAUCCUCAUGGCUACCCGUUGCCGCCCUGGCCACUGUGAUGAAUUCUUGGUGUACAAAGGAAGCCACCCUGCCCACGCGGCCUUCCUGCCCCCCGGAUUCCGAGCGCAUGGCUCCCGCCUGUCCGUCUCGGUGCUUGUACAGGAUCAGCUGGGAGCAACAGUGGUGGCCAUAAAAAGGCCUAUGGUCAUCACCUUGCCCAGGACGCCAGAGGGAUUCCACAGUCUUCCCCAGUGGCUUCACAACAAGACGGAGGUGAUACUGCAAGGCCUAGUCAAACAGAGUGACCCCCAACCUGUUAUUGAGUAUUCACUGGCUCUCAUCACCAUCUUAAAUGAGCAUGAAUCCUCCGGGCAUCCAAAGCUGGGAGCCGAGCCUGAUGCCCCGCUCCAGAUCUGGAUCCGAAAAAAUGUUACCGAAACCCUGACUUCCUUGAAUGUCAACACGGUGGAUGACAUCCGACAGAUUGUGGCUGCACUGGCCCAGUGUAUGGUGGCCAGAAAGGAGUUUGUCUGUCGAUCUUGCCUGACAAAGACUUUGAGGAAGCUGGAAACGAUGAUGACAAUUCUUCAAGGAGAGACCCUGCAAGGAACCAUGACCCCCAAAGCCAUUGCUGACAACAUCCUCGAUAUUAUGGGAGAUUUGAUCCACCUCGUCAACGGCGUAUCCCAGGAGUCCGAGCGGCUGGAGCUGUCUAGCACUCCGAAUCGGGAGCAGGUGGCUUCCAAAGCCUACGCCUUGUCCACUGACUUGAUGCGCAUCCUAAUGAAGUCCCGAGUGCUCAACGAGGAGCCCCUGGAGCUGUCCGGGAGCAACAUCACGGCCAGAGGGAAACGAGCCGACCCCCAUGCCCUGCUCUGCUACGGGGACACCCCCAGCUGCCAGUUCUCUAUCCCCCAGGCCUUCCGAGCCACCUUCUCCGACCUGACGGACGUCGUCCAGGUCAUCUUCCAUGUCGACUACAACCCUUUCCCCUUUGGCUACAUCACCAACCACAGCGUCUCCUCCGAUGUGGCCUCCAUGGAGUUUCAGAGCAGCAACGGCACAGAAAUAGCAGUCAAUAGCCUGGAUGUGGACAAAGCCAUCACCGUGGCGGUUGUGGACUCUGGGCCGAAGAACAUCACCGUGGGCACAGUGGUGGUGGAAGAAAAGAAUUCAGUGCAUGUGGUGGUCUCGAUGGAGAACAGCAACACGGAAGCCGGGCUGUAUUUCCAGAUCACCUUCAGCCUUGUCACAGAUCGUUACGUCUCCCGGGAAAAGGAACCCUUUCUUGCCGUCUGUCUCUUCCACUCCCCUGAAUCCGGAGAGCGCAACUGCACAGCCUCCAAGGAGAUCUCUCUAGAGGAUAUGAAAGAGGGGCCACAGGGCGACCCACGGCGCUACACCAUCUUUGUUCCCCCAGGGAUUGCAGACACAGCGAGAGACCAUCACUUGAACAUUACUAACCAUUUCAUGUGGUCCCCCGUGGAGGUGACUCUGGGCCUGUACAGCUCCCUGUGCCAGUAUUUCAACGCGGAAGAAGCCCGCUGGAAGACAGAGGGCAUGGCUCCCUUGGAGGGGGCCACUCCGGAGAAGGCUGUGUGCUUAACCCAGCACCUGACUGCUUUCGGGGCGAGCCUCUUCGUCCCCUCACACUCUGUGCAGUUCAUAAAGCCACCUCCCGGCCCUGGGCUCAACUACAUCGUUCUGCUGACUUGCGCUGUCUGUCUGGUGACCUACUCCAUGGCAGCUGUGAUUGUCCACAAAUUGGAUCUGAUAGACAUCGGUCGUGUGGGGUCGAUCCCUUUCUGUGGGAAGAACGGGCUAUACAGAUACGAAAUCUUGGUGAAGACUGGCUGGGGAAAAGGGUCAGGGACGACAGCCCAUGUGGGGAUCACUUUGUAUGGGAUGGAUAGCAAAUCUGGGCACAGACACCUGGAUGAUGAGAAUGCCUUUCGCCGCAACAGUCUUGACAUCUUCCAGGUGGCCACAGAGCGCAACCUGGGCAGCGUGUGGAAGAUCCGGAUCUGGCAUGACAAUAAAGGGCUCAGCCCAGCUUGGUUCCUGCACCAUGUCAUUGUCAGGGACUUGCAGACCUACAAGAGCUACCACUUCUUGGUGAACGACUGGCUGUCUGUGGACAGCCUGGAGAACAACGGCCUGGUGGAGAAGGAGGUGUUCGCUGCCAGUGAGGCCGACCUGAGGAGCUUCUUCCGCAUCUUCGUGGGCGAGCUGCAGCGGGGUUUCUUCGAGAGGCACGUCUGGCUCUCGCUGUGGGACCGGCCCCCUCGCAGCCGCUUCACACGGGUCCAGAGAGCAUCGUGCUGCUGCGUCCUCAUCUUCCUCUUCCUCUGUGCCAAUGCUGUGUGGUACGGGGUUGUGGCAGAUGCCAACUUCAGUCCGAAGCCCAUCUCCACCCUGAUCCCAGUUAAUGGCGAAACAGUCUUGGUUGGCUUGGUCUCCAGUUUGGUGGUUUAUCCUGUGUACCUGGUUCUCCUGUUCCUCUUCCGGAUGGCACGGAGCAAGGUGACCAUCAGCCAGUCUCUGGCCCAUUCAGACCAGCAGUCUUUGGAGAUUGACAACUACCUGGACUCAUCGCUUCUGGAGAGCUCCUUCAUCACUUUCCCUGGACUUCGGACAGAGGCUUUUUCAGAGGAGACCAAAACCGAUUUGAUCCUGGACGAUUCAAAAAGCCUGAUCCGGUGGCAGUCCAACGAAGCCCUGCUCAACUGGCCAGACCUGCUCAGCGACCCGUCCAUCAUGGGCAACACCAUCCAGAAGCUGAAGAGAGGGCGGACCAGUCGUCAUCUCCGCCUCGAGGCUCCUUUGGCCCCUGAGGGGGACGGCCAGACUCCGGUCUUUCCCCAGGCUCAAGCCAAAUACUUCUCCGCUUCCGAUGAAGAUCUGAUACGGCAGAUUCUUGCAGACGGAGCUGGUGGCAUCCCCCAUCUUCAGGAAGUGGGAAAUUGCCCCAAGGUGGAAAAAGACCUCCUCUCUGGGCUGUCAAACAUGCCGGGAGACAAGAUGGAAGCGAUCGUCUUGCAGAGGCUGAACGAGAAAGGCCAGAGCGUGGCAGCCCCUGGCCGGGAACUGAAUCAUUCCGCCAAAUCAACCCGAACAGUUGUGGACCACAAUCUCCAGAAGUGCCUGCUGCCCUCUUGGUGCUCCUACUUGGCACACGCCAUCAGCCUCCUCCUCCUCCUCGUCUGCUUUGGCAUCUCCGUGUGGAUCGGAGUGGGGUUCAGCUCCAGUGUGGCCCUCAUGUGGCUGAUCUCAGGGAUUUUUAGCUUCCUCUCCUCCUUUUUGCUCUGGGAACCCCUUAAGAUUCUUCUGGAAGCCCUUUACUUCUCUCUGGUGGCCAAGCGCCUGCACCCCGAGGAGGACGACACUUUGGUGGAACACCCCUUUGUAGAGCACGUCUCGGAGAAGAUCGGGAAGGUCCGGCCUCCUCAGGGCUUUGCUCUUUUCCAGGCCAAGGAGGAAGCCAGGAAGGUCAAGCUUCUGCACAGCCUGCUCAAGAACUGCUUCGUCUACAUGUUCUUCCUGCUGGUCAUCCUUCUCACCAACUACAGUGGGCCUUCACGCAACAGCCAGGCAUUUCUUUUGCAAAAGUCCAUCAAGCAGCAACUUGGAACCAGGCAAUUCCUGGAUAUUAAGAGAUCCGAUGACUUCUGGCUUUGGGCCACGCAGGGACUGUUGCCCUUUCUGUAUCAGAAUCGCUCUGCCCAGGGAAGCUCAGGUAUCACUCUGGGGGUCCCAAGACUCCGGCAAAUCCGUGUGCAAGAAGGGUGCUUCAAUUCGCUGGAAGAGGUUCUCAGUGGGACAAAGAGAAGAUGCGCUUUCAGUCCCAACAGCUUUGACACCACCAGCUACGCGGCUGGCUGGAAGAGCCCCUCGGACACCCUGCGGCCGCUCUGGGCCUACUCUCCCCCUGACCUGGCUGGGGCCUGGUACUGGGGCUACCUUUCCAUCUAUGACAGCGGGGGUUACAUCCAGGAAUUGGGAACGACUCUCCAAGAAAGCAACGCUUGUCUGCAGGGCCUCCAGCAGAACAACUGGAUCAACAACAGGAGCCAGGCAGUCUUUCUGGAAAUGAGCCAGUACCACCCUGUACUGGACCUCCAUACUGCCAUCACGCUCCGGCUGGAGUUCCCGGUGACAAAACACUCUAUGCCAGCUGUGACCGUCACUCCCUUCCCGCUGCACCCCCUUGGCAGGAGGGUGACCCUGCAGCUGCUCAUGAUGGUCUUCCUUAUGAUCUUGGUGGUCUAUUUCGUGGUCUCCGAGUCUCUUGCCAUCAAGAAGGAAGGCAAGGCCUACUUUGCCCUCCUCAGCAGCUACGGCCAGUGGCUGCUCAUCCUGGCCACCACUUGCACGGUGGUCGUCCACCUCAGCCAGGCCGCUCUCGCUGAGCGGCAGUGGGCAAAGUAUCUGAAGAACAAGCGGGCCUUCACCAGCUUCUACCCGGUGGCAUCUCUCCACGUGGCCUUCAGUUGCCUGGCUGCUUCUCUGCUCUUCCUGCUGACAGUCAAGGCUUCCCAGCAGCUACGCUUCAUCCGACAGUGGUCCACCUUCGGCAAAGCUUUGCACAAAUCAGCCGGGGAGCUGCUGGGCACCGGUUUGGCCUUCGCGAUCCUGAUGUUGGCGUACACACACCUCGGAUACCUGGUAAUGGGGGAAACCCUGAAAUAGGGAGGGGUGGGCUGAGAGGACAUUGUCCCAGCAACAUGUCAGCAACUGGAGGGAGAGGAGAGCUGGGCCCCUUCCUCUAACCUGCCCUGUGGAAGCCCCUUCCCCUGGUUUGACCCCCAACCUAUGCCAACCAUUCCAGGGACUUUUUUUUACCAUCCUGAGCAAAAUGCCUCGUCUUCCGGCCAACUGGAGGGGAUCCAUGCAGUCUCUUUUCUAAACAUGGUUUCUUCAACUUAGUUUUACCAAAAGAGAGCUGGUUCUCCUCCUUGACUACCAUCAGCCCCGUUCUGCAGGAAGAGACGUUGACAUUGGUUGGGAUGCUUU
This is a messenger RNA of Thamnophis sirtalis, 5115 nucleotides long. NCBI's taxonomy places the organism in Eukaryota, Metazoa, Chordata, Lepidosauria, Squamata, Natricidae. The record is from RefSeq and is a predicted model, not a curated record.